UAUAGUGUUGACUAUUUGCUUAUGGAAAAAAGUCCACCCUCCCUCUCCCUCCCAACCCCCAUCUAUUUUAACGAUUCUAUUUCUCUCUGCGCUAGUACUUGUAUAUAUAUCUAUAUAUAUAUAUAUACCCCAUAUAUAGAUAUAGAUACAGAUCUGGCUGGAAUCUAAAACCCUAAUUUUCCCCUGAUCAUCAAAUGAUGUCUUCUUCAAAUUCAUUGCCUUACUCUAUCAAAGAUAUACAAUAUGAUAACGCCAAAUUCCGUCAACGUUCCCUUUUAAAGGUUGUUUCGAAUGGUCUUCUCACUAAAAGAGUGAGGCGUGAAUGCACGUCUUGUAGUACAGGAAAGUUUCUUGCUUUAUUAAUGAUCUUUGGUUUGACGUAUCUUGUGCUUACUCAUGCAAGUCCCAUUCACUCUAUAACUAAUGGUGUUGGGUCUGACGAAGGGGAUAAGUCGAUCAUAAAUGGUGGCAUUGGAGUUAGACGGUUUUGGAGAAAACCGCCAAGGCUUCCUCCACGAUUGUCACCUGAUGAAGUAAAUAGUAACAAUAAAUCUAUGCAUAAUCUUGAACCUGAAUGGAUAGCUAGGCAAGAGGGUGUUAAGAAAGCAUUUAUCCAUGCAUGGUCAGGGUACAAAAAGUAUGCAAUGGGUUUUGAUGAACUUAUGCCGUUAAGUAAGAGAGGCGUCGAUGGUUUGGGGGGACUAGGGGCUACUGUUGUGGAUGCAUUGGAUACAGCUAUGAUAAUGAGACUGGAUGAUGUUGCUUUUGAGGCCGGUUCUUGGAUUGAAAAACAUCUUCCUGAAAGAAUUUCUAAAAAAGGUCAAGUUAAUUUAUUUGAAACCACCAUACGUGUUGUUGGUGGCCUUUUGAGUGCCUAUCAUUUAAGUGUGGUACAACAACAAGGAAAUCAUACAUAUAAGGGUCCCAACCCAUCUGUUUACCUAGAAAAUGCGAAGAACUUGGCUGAUCGUCUUUUAACGGCUUUCACUUCAAGUCCCACUGCGAUUCCGUUCAGUGAUGUUGUAUUGCAUGAUAACACUGCACAUGCUGCCCCUGAUGGACUGAGCAGCACUUCAGAAGCUUCGACUUUGCAGCUUGAGUUCAAUUAUCUUAGUUUUCUUACUGGUGAUCCGAAAUACAGUGUUGAAUCAAUGAAGGUUCUAGAACAUAUGAAGACUCUUCCGAAGGUUGAAGGUCUCGUUCCGAUCUACAUUAGCCCUUCUUCUGGCGACUUUUCUGGAGACAAUAUCAGACUAGGUUCCCGAGGAGACAGCUAUUAUGAAUACCUUAUCAAAGUUUGGCUUCAGCAGAGAGAAAGUAAUCGGAAGUAUCUACAUGAAAUGUAUGAGGAAGCAAUGAAAGGUGUUAAGCAUCUUCUUGUUCGGAAAUCUAAGCCAAAUGGUCUGGUUUUUGUUGGGGAAUUGCCUUCUGGAGUUGAUGGUAGCUUUAGUCCCAAAAUGGAUCAUUUGGUCUGCUUCUUGCCUGGGACUCUUGCACUUGGAGCCACCAAAGGCAUUACCAAGGCGAAGGCCAUGGAGAAGAAUUUGCUCACUUUUGACGAUCUUGAAAACCUGAAGCUGGCAGAAGAUCUUGCUAAAACAUGCUUUGAGAUGUAUGCUGUGACAUCUACUGGGUUGGCUCCAGAGAUUGCUUAUUUCAAUUCUGAGGGCUAUUCUGAGGAUGGUCUUGAUGGAGGAAACAAGACUUCAGAGUAUAUACAUGACAUUGUUAUUAAACAUGCUGAUCGUCACAACCUUUUGCGCCCUGAAACUGUUGAAUCAUUAUUAAUCCUAUACCGUAUUACAGAAGAUUCAAAAUAUCGUGAAUGGGGUUGGUCAAUCUUUGAGGCUUUUGAGAAGUACACAAAGGUUGAUUCCGGUGGUUAUAGUUCUCUGGAUGAUGUAACUGAGAUUCCUCCUCGUCGAAGAGACAAGAUGGAGACUUUUUUCUUGGGUGAAACCCUCAAGUAUUUAUAUUUGUUAUUUGGUGACAGUAAUGUUAUUCCGUUGACGGAGUUUGUCUUUAACACAGAAGCUCAUCCUAUUCCCAUCCUGACAACAAACAAAAAGGAAUGAUUCUUUUUCAGUGCCAGAGAAGUCAUUUACAUUAUAAAUAGAACCUGGAUCACCAAGAGUAUUCAGGUGUGUGAAAUACUGAUCUAGAUGUACAAGGAUUCAGUUCUUGAAGUGAAGGAUGUAUACUGAUACUCAAGUACACAAACAGUUUGACCUGCUUAUAUGUGAACCUAAGGAACCCUAUGUCACAUUUUUCCUGUCUUCAAAUAUGUAUUACCAUCAGGUUGAUGUAGUUGUAAGGGAUGCUUAUUUGUUAUUUAGUUGCUUAGUGAAAAAGUUGAUAUAACUACUUUUGUUGUAACUGCUCUUGAAGCAAUGAUGAGUUAAGAUUAUGGUCUCGGA
This is a messenger RNA of Erigeron canadensis, 2417 nucleotides long. Its product is annotated as mannosyl-oligosaccharide 1,2-alpha-mannosidase MNS3. Gene Ontology annotation, molecular function: mannosyl-oligosaccharide 1,2-alpha-mannosidase activity; calcium ion binding. Gene Ontology annotation, cellular component: endoplasmic reticulum; trans-Golgi network; endosome. Bases 195 to 2075 code for a protein of 626 amino acids. Gene Ontology annotation, biological process: N-glycan processing; carbohydrate metabolic process. The transcript is spliced from 6 exons. The record is from RefSeq and is a predicted model, not a curated record. NCBI's taxonomy places the organism in Eukaryota, Viridiplantae, Streptophyta, Magnoliopsida, Asterales, Asteraceae.